Molecule: messenger RNA, 948 nt
Organism: Clonostachys byssicola
Lineage: Eukaryota; Fungi; Ascomycota; Sordariomycetes; Hypocreales; Bionectriaceae
Source: the annotation of a GenBank genome assembly
AUGUCUGAAUCUACUCAAACUCCAACCCCGAAGGAGAAGACCUUCACCAGGUACACCAAGGAGCAGGGCAAGAACUAUGCUCAAUACCGCUUCGACUACCAUGAAAGCGUGUACAACACCGUCAUUGACCGCCACACAUCCACCGGCGGCAAGUUUGACACUCUGCUUGAUCUCGGCUGCGGUCCUGGCCAGGCCGCUCGCGCUCUCGCCCCGCGCUUCACCAAUAUCAUCGGGCUCGACCCCUCCGAAGGGAUGAUUACCACAGCCAGAUCCAUCCCCAGCACCGAGAAACCCAUCCGGUUCGAGAUAUCCUCCGCAGAGGAGCUGGGCAGCAACCUCGAGCCCCCCAUCGCAGACUCCUCCGUCGACCUCAUCACCGCCUCGACUUGCGCGCACUGGUUCGACAUGGACGUGUUCUGGCCCCGGGCGGCCAAGGUUCUUAAGCCGGGCGGGUCAGUCGCCAUCUGGGUCAGCGGGGAGGCCGGCCCGCACCCGGACAUGCCCAACGCCAAGGCCAUCGCGGCCGCCCUGAAGAAGAACCGCGAGGAGAAUCUGCUCCCCUACUACGAGCCCGGGAACCUCAUGGGCUCGAACCUGUACGUCGACCUGCCGCUUCCGUGGACCAUCGCGAAGUCGGUCGACGAGUUUGAUCAGAGCACCUACCUUCGCAAGGAGUGGGACGGCGGGGAGCCGUUUUAUGCUAUUCCGGAGCAGAUGAAGGAGGCGGGCAUGGACAUGUUUGAGAAGAUUAUGGGGACUGUGAGCCCUGUGACUAGGUGGCGUGAGGCCCAUCCUGACGCCGUCGGGGAGAAGGAUGUCGUCCGCAUGCUCCGUAGGGAGAUUGAGAGGCUCCUUCAUGAGGCAGGCGUGGAGAAGGGCAAGGAGAAGUUGUGGUCGUUGGCGACUGGAGUGGUCAUUGUUAUCAAGAAGAAGGCAUCCGAGUCAUAG